Messenger RNA from Oreochromis niloticus (Nile tilapia), 7468 nucleotides. RefSeq names its product calmodulin regulated spectrin-associated protein family, member 3 (gene camsap3). The transcript is spliced from 18 exons. Gene Ontology annotation, cellular component: microtubule minus-end. Gene Ontology annotation, molecular function: microtubule minus-end binding; spectrin binding; calmodulin binding. Lineage: Eukaryota; Metazoa; Chordata; Actinopteri; Cichliformes; Cichlidae. The coding region runs from base 391 to 4743 and encodes 1450 amino acids. The record is from RefSeq and is a predicted model, not a curated record. Gene Ontology annotation, biological process: neuron projection development; negative regulation of microtubule depolymerization; cytoplasmic microtubule organization.
GCGAUUCCACUGUGGAGCACCUGGUAGUCAGUCAUCAGCGGGACGAAAGCGUACGUACGUACAGUGAGCUGACAACACGGCAAUGCGGACGAAGAAGGGCAAAAACGAGGGGAAUAGUCCGGUUUAUAAUAGCCCAGCCGGUCGGGGCUUUAGUUGGUGUUAAGGCAAAAUUAAGCCAGGACUUCGUCUUCGAAACCUCCGACAAAAGGACCCUAGUUUGGUUUGGAAGUAGCUUCGGAGCGGAUAUUUCCCUGCAAAACCCUGAACCACAUCCGUAUUCCCAGCCCCGGUCGUAUGGAAUCGUCUGCUCUAAGAAUGAUCGCUUGAAUAUUUUUAUACUGUAUCCUUUUUUUCCCCCCCAUCACCGCUUCCCAUUUUUACAGACUCGCUAUGGUGGACUCCCCUACCAUGAGGAAGACUUUUGUGGUCCCAGACAUAAAAUCAUCGGAUUUGUAUGAUUGUACUAAAUCAAAAAUAUGCGCAAGUGUCGGAUGGCUGCUGGCAAAGUCCUACGGCAGCACAGAAAAUGUCCCUGCAGAGCUGCGUGACCCUUUCUACUGUGACCAGUAUGAACAGGAGCACCUUAAACCCCCAGUAACACGCCUCCUGCAGUCAUCAGAGCUCUACUGUCGCACUUACAGCAUAUUACUGGGUAGUACUGCAACUGAGGCUCAGCCAAAAGAUAAUGUCACCCUGCUGCAGCUUCUAACUCAGAGAGGCAUAGUUGCCAAAGACCAGGACACAACAGUGACUGAUGCUGACCUCCAACAUAAACCCAUCAAAAUGAGUGCUCAUCUGGCAGUGAUAGAUGCCUUGAUGGCUGUGGGAGCCAUGGAGACGGUGACUGCGGUGAAGACAUGUAGUUCUGCUGAGCUCCUGGGAAAAGCAGCCAGCUGGGAAGAUGCUCUGCUUCACUGGGUUAAUGAGUUGAACCAGAAUCUGAGAGAACGUACUGAAGGAGCCCAGAAUGACUUGUCUGAGACCAUUACAGACCCCCAACCUGUUCAACCAUCAUGUCCUACUCGCUGGUACUGGAAACUUGUUCCUCUCCGCUAUAGGAAGGAUAAAAUUCAGUCCAAACUAAAGCCCGUUUUUCCAGUAGUGAAUGAAGUUAAAGACCUGUCCAGUGGAUGUGCUGUUGCUGCCGUCAUACAUUACUAUUGCCCUGGCCUGCUGAGACUUGAAGAUGUUUGUAUGAAGGAUUCCAUGUCUGUAGCAGAUAACCUGUACAACCUGCAAUUCAUCCGUGAAUUUUGUGACAGCUGUCUAAAGAGCUGCUGUCACUUGGCACUGGAGGACAUGCUAUAUACACCACAUGAACUUCAGAUUAACUUGCUGAGCUUCCUGUCAGAACUGCUUAGCUGGUUUGAAGUACAAAGACCAGAAUUUGUACAGCCAAUAGAUACGUUAAACGAAUCUACACCAGUAACACCAAGCAGCUUGAGUGAUAACAGUACCUCCCCCUCUAUAUUCAAGAAGCCUUUCCUCCCGAUUUCCUCUUCUGCAUCAGGAUCUUUGACUCAGUCUACCUCAAUGUCUCAUAUAGAAGGAGCUGGAAAGACAUGGAGCAAGAAACCUCUGAGCCGGCCUUUGUCAGCAGUAUCCUUCAGCAUUCCUUUUGGGCUAGACAGCGACGUAGACAUUGUGAUGGGCAACCCUGUAAUAACCCGCUCUGUGAGCUCAGAUCAGCUGAACCCAGCUGGUCAAAAUAUGGCAAGGGUGCCCUACACCCCUCCCGAAGACCUCAGUCAUUUGCUUAGCAAACCUUCUGGACCUAAUGGUCCACAGAGAGCAUCCUGGGCCACCCAGACUCCCACUGUUCCUAAGUUGGCAGAGGAGAAUGACCUUGGGACAAGUGAAACAGGAGAGCUGCCUACAAUUGAAGAGGCUCUUCAAAUUAUUCACAAUGAAAGCAAAAUGGAGCCUCGUUUACACCCUGAUGGUGCUCCUGAUGGCUUCUACCUCCACUCUCCUGAUGAUCCUGCUAGUUCUCGCUAUAAUGGCAAUUUACCACCAAUCAGCUCCUCUGCACCAACCCGCUCAGGAAUGAUGUAUCGGCCUACAGGAGAGUCCAGCGAAUCCACUCGCACUAGAAACACUUCUGAAUGUUCACGAGAUGAUGACUCGGUUUUGAGAGACGGUAGUGUGGAUUCAGAUGCAUCAGAAGACAUGCCUAAAGCCCAGUCCACCCCAUCAACACCCGGUGCUGCAGGUGGUGCUGCUAUUAGAGGUGGUAAGGAGGUUCCUGACAGUGGUGUGAAGAUGACCAGUUUUGCAGAACGGAAAAAGAAACAGAUUACUGAUUCUCCAAAAUCUAGUGAUUCUCCUCAGAUGACCACAUGGGCACAGAAGUCUGAAGAAAGCCCCAGCAAGAGCCCACAGCUGAAUAAUGAGAUGUCGGAGUUGGGGGCUCGGCUUGAAGAAAAGCGCAAAGCCAUCGAAGCUCAGAAGAAACGCAUUGAGGCCAUUUUUGCAAAGCAUAGGCAGAGACUAGGAAAGAGUGCCUUUCUGCAGUUAAAGAAAGAGCAACGUGAGGAUGAAGGUGAGGGGAGAGGAGAGGAUGGCCAGGUCAGUACCUCAUUCACAGAAGAAGACCUCUCUCGCUUGACACUUGAAGAGCGGCUAGCACGAAUCGAAUUGGAAGAGCAACAGGAACAAGAUGAAGAGCACCCCACAGUGGAAGAUGAGGGUAAUGUUAAAAGAGGACUUGCGCUCAACAAGCAGGUCAAAGAAAAGGCAGGUACACCAGGAGAGAAGCACCAUGGGACACCUGCUGAGAAAGUGGUUGCUCCUUUAGGGGACUAUAACAACGCAGUGUCCAAGCUAACUGCAGCUCUUAGCUCCCUGCAAAGUGACAUGCAACGACUGACUGAGCAGCAAAAUCAGCUAAUGAAGAAAAAAACGUCACCUUCCAAUAACAAGUCUUGGGUUAUUCCAGCCAGCCCUAAAACCUCCACCUCAGCCCCUCCUCCUGCACGCCUGUCUCGAGAAACCACUCGAGAUUUAAAUUCUGCCUCCUCUUCUCCGUCUCCAUCACGCAAAAUCACAAACCACACCGCUUCUCCUAAAUCUCCUCAUGUGCAUCGAAGAGCCCAGUCUGUACCUCCUAAAAGCCCAAAACACAGUCGUCCAUCAGACACUAAAGUCCCCUCCCUGUCGAGGGUUCUUACUCCACCUACAAAUGUAGACCGCAUCCCCCAUCUUCGUCGUGUAAAUCCCUGGCAAUCUCAAGUACAGACUUCAUCCUCAUUCUCCAUUGGUGACUCCGGUAGCCUAGAUGAGCUGCGCUCAUCAGGACCAACUCCUGUGCCAACAACUACACUGACCCCAAUACCAACUUCUACCCCAACUCCAGGUCCUGGUGCAGAUGACGGCCUGUCAGAAGUAGGCUCCAAUGAUGGACAAAGUAUAUUUAGUAUGGACCUUGAGGUCGGGUCCAAUCAUGGUCCAUUGACUAGAAAAGAAGGGGUUGCAGGAGGGGGCUACAGCUCUGGUGCUCCAUCCGAAUGUUCUUUUGAGAGUGAUGCACCUGCAGGGAUGUUGAAUGGCAAACGCAGUAGCCUGAUAGAGAUCUCACUGUCUGCCUUGGGAGGAGAUGGUGAGGAGGAUGACCAAGUGCCUGAUGCUCUCUCUGACUCAAUGAGUGACCUCACAGAGGCAGAGAAUAAAGCAGCAGUUGGUUUCUUUUUCAAGGAUGACAAAGAUCGACCGGAGGAUGAAAUGGCUCAGCGAAAAGCAGCUUUUCUUGAAAAACAGCAGAAGAGAACAGAAGAGCUGAAAAGACGAAAACUUGAGCAGGAAAAAGAAAAAGAAUCAAACAAGCCCCAGUGGAUGAUCAUUGAAGGCUGGGGGAAUAAAAAUGAGGACAGACCACAGACCCCAGGCACUCCUCCCAAAACCCCACCAGCAGAAGGCACUCCUCAACGUAGAGGAGACUUCACUAAGCAGGAAUAUGAGAGGAGACAGCAAUUGAAGAUCAUGGAAGACUUGGACAAGGUUCUGAAGCAGAAACCCACUACAGUGCGUGGUGUCAAGAAGCAGAGACCUAAGACUAUGUUCAGAGAUGACUCUGUGCUCUCUCAGAGCCCUGUCAAAGGUUUCAUGGGCACUAAGCUCAACAAGGUAUACUCCCAUUCAUCCAUGAACCUGUCCUCCAUGGCUAAUGACUCUGGCGGUAUGACUGUCAGGAAGUCGCCCAGUCGUUCACACUCUCCUGCCCGAUCACGGGGAAGGUCCCCAGGACGAAUUGGUGUUCAGAAUGGAGAGAAGGACUGGGAGACUGGCUCCGCUAUUUCCUCCCCUGCUUCUAUCCCAGAAUAUACAGGACCAAAGCUGUACAAGGAGCCUAGCUUUAAGUCCAACAAGUUCAUCAUCCAUAAUGCUAUCACUCGUUGCUGCCUGGCUGGGAAGGUCAAUGAACCACAGAAAAACAAGAUUGUAGAGGAAAUGGAGAAAAGCACAGCCAAUCACUUUCUUAUCCUCUUCAGAGAUUCCAGCUGCCAAUUCAGAGCGGUUUACACCAUGAACCCUGAAACCGAUGAGAUGGCACGGCUAACUGGCAUUGGCCCGCGAGUCAUCACACUUGAUAUGGUUGAGUCCAUUUACAAGUACAGCUCAGACCGCAAGCAGUUCACCGUCAUCCCGUCCAAAACCAUGUCCAUGAGUGUUGACGCUUUCACCAUCCCUGGCCAUUUUUGGCAAAAGCGCCCAGGAACUCCCAAAAAGCUUGGCACCCCCAAAUAAAGACUUACCCAAUAUAGGUAUAGGUGCUUUUCAGGGAAUCCAUUCCCAACUUGACUUUUCAUUUCCCUUGAUUUUGGCCAGUGUGGCAGUUGAGAUUGUUAUUCAGUUAGAAUAACAGAAAACAGAUUGACUGACUUUGGACAGCUAUCCACGUGGAGCCCAAGGAUAAUCCAGUCAACACUACAUGCUAAGAGAAUGGGCCAAGCACCCACUCAAUCAGCCAAUGUGCUUAGAAUAGUUUAUCUCUGGCUUUACCUGGUCUACCUAGAUUGUAAUAUAAUGCAACUGAUUCAGGAUAACAACCCCUCCCCCGCCCGCCCUCCUUCCCUCCUCCCCUCCUCCUUCCCUCCUCCCUCCUCAUGCCUUGCCUUACCCUGCCAUGCCUGAGUCAUUUUUGCGACUCUAAGGUAAGAAAGAAAAAGAGAGAACAACCACACUGCCUUUGCCUGCAAAACAGUACUUAGGGCACGAGUAGUUCCCACCCCUCUCAGUUCUGCUUGCAUUUGCCUUUUCUACUUCUAGGGCUCACUCUUUCCACUCUGCUGAAACAAGUGUCUAAGGUCUCAGUUUUGAUUGGAGACUUCAGCUGAAAAUUGAUAGCAGGUAACACUGCUCCCAAUGAAUGUAGGGCACACACUAACCAUUCAUUCCAUUCAGGGGUGUUUUCACUGUUUGAAUCUAUUAUAGUGAGUGGUCCUUCUGCACUGGUAGUGGCUGCUGUCAUUGUCAGUGGACUUCCAGACCUAGGAAAUGCUUGUGCCACAUAGUUUUUGAACUCCAUUCAAUCUCUCAGCUGUAGACAUCUGGAUGUUUUUUUUUGUUUUUUUUUAUACCAUUUGCCAUGUUUUUGCUGGACAAAAUUAUUCACUCUUUGAGAACUAAAAGAAAAAUGAAAUUCAUGUGACUUUUUCCCUAGUAGCUCGCUUUUUUCAUUUUCAACACGUGAUGAAUUGAAAUGUUAUCUGAGCUUAUCUUGAAAAAUAAACCUGGAAACAUGAAGGAGGGCUUUAUCAUGUUUAUCUUGGAUACAGCUCUUUGUGAGAAUGAUAAUCAAUGAUAAUUUAAUAUAUACUGAAUGCUAAUUAAUUUGAUUUUUUUUGACAAUGAUUUGUAAAAAGUUGACCUUUGUAAGCUAUGAAUAAGCUAGCCUGCUGCAAAGUAUAAGUGAGAUGUAUGUUUGAGUUGCGAAUGAGUGAAUGAGAAUGAAUAGAAUUUGAAACAGUUUGUCUUGGGAUUAAUAAAUCCUUUAGGUCACUACGAGUCUUGUUUCCUAUUAUUUUAUUUCCCUGUUUAUGUGUCUUGGCAUAUAAACAGUAGGUUUUCUUGAUGAAGGAUCAUUCCGGACUGUAACAGCCCUCAUCUACCCCACACAGUCUCUAGAGACUCCAUGUGCAACUGGAGGAAUGUAAAAUGCCAAACUGCUUUUUUCUUUUUUUGCUUAUGUCCACACUUCUAAGACCUUGGAAUUGCUUGUUAUGAGGUCAAUAUCACUACAAAAACCUGUGGUGAAUUAGCCCUCUAUCUUUUUUUUUUAAUUUUAAUUUUUUUUUUUUUAGCUGUCCCGUCAACAGCUAUUGCGGUUCAGCCGUCUCUCUUUUUUUUUUUUUUUCAAACCACUGCCUGGAAGAAAUGUGUUUUUGAAUGAGAUUCCAUUACAGAUAUAAAAUAAUGUUGAACAGUGAUUAGGAAAUAAAUGAUAAAAUUGUGUGUGAGGAGUAGUGCAAAUGGAAUUGGUGGACUUUUGUAUUUAUGUGUUUGUUAAAAUUAGUAUGUGGUAGUUAACAGCCUUUUUUUUUUUUCUUGAUUCAGUGCAAUUUCACCCCUAGAAAUCCCCUUAUCAUUGAGAGGUGUAUUUAUUUGCUUUAAUUUAGAUGGUGCAUUUGAUGUUUAGUUUCAGGUUAUCCUUUUUUUUUUUUUUUUUCUAGUUUUUUUUUUUUUUUUUUUUGGUUUAGGUUAUAAGUCAUGUAUUCAUUUCAUAGAAGUUGUCAUAACAUUGGUUUUCUUUCCCUUGUUUUUGGAUCUGUGCCAGCACACUAUAAAUGUUCAUUUCAUAAACUGACUAUCCUUGGCAACUUGACCAGAUGAAUAAAAUCCAUUUUAAAUCAUCUACAUCUUGUUUUUCAUCUGCAUGUUUCUUUCCCACAUUCAUUUUUUUUUUUUUUGUAGUACUUGGAGCAGUAAUUAUUGAAAAAUAUGUUACAGGUAAAAUCGUCUGGAAAGAGGUUUCCUUGCAGUGAGUAAGAAAAUAACACCAAUAUGUCAUAAUUUUCUUAAGUACACACUGAGACUUGUGUAAAAAUGGAAAACUUUAUUGAUGCAUUUUUCUUUCCUCUUUGGACAGUUAAGCUCUUCCUGAUUACUAAAAGCAACAUGUUAGUGCUUGGUUCUCACAUUUCUCAAGAAUACUGUUAAAGAAACUGAUGAGCUAUUUGGCUAUGGUAACACUGCAGGCAAUAGACUUGGCCAAAGCAUUGCAUGGGUACGCAAAUACUUCUUUGCACUGAUGAUCUGUAAUAGAUAGCGUUUCCCUUACUUUCAACAAUCAUAAAAAGUAAUGGAAAGCUGGAUGUGGAAGGCAGAAAAGAACGUACCAACUUUACAGCAGCAUACUGUGGCCACUCUGGUACCGCAAGUGAUAUCAUCUUCUCAGCUGUGCUUGGUGUGCAGCAUCUCUGUAAGUAGAGAGUUACAGGGCAAAUCUCCUUGAAGAUGGCGCUGGUACAAA